Columba livia (rock pigeon) is the source of this 1200-nucleotide messenger RNA. RefSeq names its product tRNA-yW synthesizing protein 5 (gene TYW5). Gene Ontology annotation, molecular function: tRNA binding; 2-oxoglutarate-dependent dioxygenase activity. Gene Ontology annotation, biological process: wybutosine biosynthetic process. The coding region runs from base 229 to 1074 and encodes 281 amino acids. The record is from RefSeq and is a predicted model, not a curated record. Lineage: Eukaryota; Metazoa; Chordata; Aves; Columbiformes; Columbidae. The transcript has 8 exons.
CAUGGCGGUGGUGCCCGUGGAGCGGCUGGAGGGGGUGACGCGGGAGCGGUUCCUGAGGGACAUCUACCCGCGGGUACGGGGCUCUGCGUUCGGCUGCGAGCAGAGCAGAGCAGAGCAGCUGUGAUCCUGCGUGGGCACGGGGGAGGCCCAGCCGCGAGUCUGGGGUCAGGAUUUGGAGCGAGUUGAGAGAAGGGAACGGAGCUGAGAAAGCCAGUAGUGCUGAAAGGAAUGGAACUGGGCACUUGCACAACCAAGUGGACAGUAGAUUACUUGAGCCAAGCUGAAGGAUCUAAAGAAGUCAAAAUUCAUGUCUCUGCAGUGCCACAGAUGGAUUUCCUCAGUAAGAACUUUGUGUAUAGAACUCUGCCUUUUGACGCAUUUGUACGAAGAGCAGCUGAAGUCAAACACAAGGAGUACUUUCUUUCGGAGGAUGAAAAGUACUAUCUGCGAUCAGUGGGUGAAGAUGCUAGGAAGGACAUUGCAGAUAUCAGCAAGCAGUUUCCUGUUUUGGCACAAGAUGUUCAGAUUCCAGAGUAUUUCGAGAAGGAGCAAUUUUUCUCUAGCGUCUUCCGCAUCAGCUCAGCUGGAUUACAGUUAUGGACACAUUACGAUGUGAUGGAUAACUUCUUGAUCCAAGUAACAGGGAAAAAACGAGUUGUUUUGUAUAGUCCUCGAGAUGCGCCGUAUUUGUAUUUAUCAGGUACCAAGUCAGAGGUGCUGGAUGUGGAUAACCCGGACUUAGAGAAAUAUCCCCUGUUUGUAAAAGCCAAGCGCUAUCAGUGUUUUUUGGAAGCGGGAGAUAUCUUAUUUAUUCCGGCGCUGUGGUUCCACAACGUAAUUUCUGAGGAAUUUGGAGUGGCGCUGAAUGUCUUUUGGAAGCACCUUCCUGCCGAGUCCUAUGAUAAGACUGACACUUAUGGCAAUAAAGAUCCCACAGCAGCUUCUAGAGCUCUGCAGAUCUUGGACAGGGCCUUGAAAACACUGGAAGAGCUCCCCGAGGAAUACAGGGAUUUUUAUGCUCGGAGAAUGGUGUUACGCAUCCAGCAAAAAGCCUAUAGGGAUGAUUAUGGAUAAAACAACACAUUGUAAUUCAGCAAGCUCCUGGGAAAGUACAAAAUCAUAUGUUAAUACAGAAGCUGCGUGUAUGUACAUACACUUUCUGUAAAGUUAAUAAAAAUUAUGCGGAUAGGCUUUGUUAUA